This is a messenger RNA of Beauveria bassiana ARSEF 2860, 2016 nucleotides long. RefSeq names its product von Willebrand factor type A domain-containing protein. The transcript has 2 exons. Lineage: Eukaryota; Fungi; Ascomycota; Sordariomycetes; Hypocreales; Cordycipitaceae. The record is from RefSeq and is a predicted model, not a curated record. The coding region runs from base 1 to 2016 and encodes 671 amino acids.
AUGUUUGAUGCCGCACCGGUGCCUGGCGAGAGCUUCACCGAGGCCAACGGCCUUUCUAUCUUGGACCUCGUCAAGCACGCCUCGCUGACGAUUGUCGAGACAAUGGAUGAGCGCGACCGCCUAUCCAUCGUCACAUUUGCAAGCAAUGUCACUGUUUUACAGCCUCUGGAGUUCAUGACGGAAGAAAAAAAGAGAGUUGCUCGCGACAACAUCAACAGUAUGGAACCGAAGGAUGCCACGAAUCUAUGGCACGGCAUCUUGACCGGCCUGAAGCAAUUUGAGAAGGUAAACUCUGAUGGCAAGGUCCCGGCCAUUAUGGUUCUCACCGACGGCAUGCCUAAUCAUAUGUGCCCUCCUGCUGGCUAUAUUCCAAAGCUUCGAGCGAAACUCCCGCUGCCGGCAACCAUCCAUACUUUUGGGUUUGGCUACCAACUGAGGUCCGGUCUGCUCAAGUACAUUGCAGAGAUUGGAAGCGGCAACUAUUCCUUCAUCCCCGAUGCUGGCAUGAUUGGCACCGUCUUUGUUCAUGCAGUGGCGAACUUGCAGAAUACAUAUGCUACGGAAGCCACCCUGCAGUUCAGAUACGCGUCGAAUUUGCAAAUUCAAGAGGCUAUGGGUACUUCUGUUCUCAGCAGUCCACCAGAGCCAUUCAUCGAAUCAUCCAAACAGGGCCUGCAGCUUGAUAUUGCCUUGGGAAAUAUACAAUACGGACAGUCGCGUGACAUAUUCUUAGGCUUCCACAGUCCGCACAUUGUCAAACUGUGCGGCAUGGAACCGGGUCCCUUGCCUAUCGUCGAAGCCACAAUUAAGUAUAAGUUGGUUCUUGACAACGACACGGGCGACUUUACAUCGGCCACAGUCAUGCAUGGCUUGCUGAAGACGUCUUCCAUACCAGAAGAGCUAGUCGCAUAUCACGAAUCGAGAGCACAAAUUUGCUCCUUUCUUUCCACUCUAUUUCCUAUCGAGAAGCUAGGAGACCACGCGGCGUUUGUGACAAACAGGUUUGAGCUGGUUACUCAAGAAUUUGCGACACUCAUCGAAAGAUUGCCAUCGAGAAACCACUUCGACUCGCUUAACAAAUCCUUGGUGCAAGAUCUCGCUGGCCAGGAGUCCGAAGGACAAGUUUCAAUUGCCUUGCGCAAGAAAACAGACUUUUUUGAAAGAUGGGGACAGCACUAUCUGCCAUCGCUUCUUAACGCCCACACCCGACAGGUAUGUAACUCGUUCAAGGACCCCGGGCCACUCCAGUAUGGUCGCGAUAGCCCUCUCUUCAUCACCUGCCGCGACAGACUGGACGAGGCCUUUGACAAUCUGCCGGCCCCCGAACCCUCUCGUCACAAAUAUCUGGCGAGAGAGCAGGGUCUUCCUGCGGUUGCGCUCGCAGCAAGCUCGAUCCCCAUCUCCAUGAGCAGCUACCGCAACGCGUGCGGCGUAUGCUUUGCCGGCUCGACGCUUGUCCAGCUCGCCUCGGGGCGCGCCAUUGAGAUGCGUCGCCUGCGCCGCGGCAUGAAGCUGCAGACGCCGCUCGGCUCGCGCAAGGUGGCGGCGGUGCUGCGAACGCCCGUCAAGGACGAGACGUUGUGCCGGCUCGGCGCUGUCCUCGUCACGCCGUGGCACCCCAUCUCCCGCGACGCCAAGGCCUGGACGUUUCCGGCUUACACCGCUGACGGGGCCGUCCGCUACACGGGCGCUGUCUACUCGGUCAUGCUGCAGCGUGACAGAAGCCCGGAUGCGCACGCGCUUCGUCUCGAGGGCGGCCUCUGGGGCGUGACGCUCGGUCAUGGCGUGACGAACGGCGGCGGCGACGCGCGUGCUCACGCCUUUUUCGGCAACUAUGUGGCUGUCAGCAAAGCGCUCCUUGGCCUGCGCGUCGGCUUGCGGGGCGAGUUCAUCGGAGGCGACGUAGGAAGGGACACACAGAGCGGACUGGUGUGCUCGUUUAAUAAGGACGAUGGUCGAGGCAGAGCCGUGACGUGGGCGCCUGGUGCGCGAGGCAAAUCUAUUAUUCGAUCCUGA